Molecule: messenger RNA, 822 nt
Organism: Drosophila erecta
Lineage: Eukaryota; Metazoa; Arthropoda; Insecta; Diptera; Drosophilidae
Product: protein midgut expression 1
Exons: 2
Coding region: 63-326 (87 amino acids)
Source: RefSeq, a predicted model, not a curated record
UUCCUUCACACUUGCUUUCGAAAAACCUACACAAGUAUAAGGAAAACCUGCUGAUAGCCAUUAUGUGUCUGGUCGGAUCUGCUCUCUGUUGCUGUUGCAAGUUGGGUCUCAAGUGCCUCUGCAUUUUCGCCUGCUCCACGCUCGGUGUUUUAAUCAUAGUUGCCUUGGUCGUGUACUUCUGUUUCGUCUACAACAAGUCGGAGGACACUACCACAAAGUCCCUUCCCGAUCCUAAGAUGAUCACAUCCCUGCAGGAUGCGACUGAAGCCCCUUCGCUUGCCAGGGCAUUCGUGUAUAUCCAAGAACUGCUGGAGCGAAUUCGAUAAGGAUUCCUAAUCAACUAUGAAGUAGUAGAUAACAAAUGUAUUUAAUGGCAACCCCAAAGGCAGUUUUUAGCUGAUUAGAAUAUAAUCUAAUUAAUAACUGCCUAGUAAUACUGUGGCAUUUCAUAAAAUUGCAAGCAACUCAAAAUAAGAUUUUAAAAAUGAUCCUCAAUCUUCCCUUUUGUUUUUCAACUUGUAAAUCGCACGAUAAAGCAAAUAUAAAGCCGAUUGAUGUUAUCAUCAAACGAAGCAAAAAUAAAUUUCAUUUCAAAUUAACAUCUAUUAGCCCAAGUUUUGGCUCUUUAGUUGAUAAGUUAGUUAAAUAAUAGUUCUAAGCUCAUCUGCUCAAGGUUUUUUGUACCACUUUUUCCUUGCUUUAAAAUGUUGAAUCAAUAAAUUGUAAUAUUAAAUAAAUUUCAGUUGUAAAGAUGCCUUAAAAUCUAAUCUCUGUAAAUUUAAGCUAGCUUUGAGCAAAAAUAUUGUAAAAAAUGUUAUGAAA